This is a messenger RNA of Dunckerocampus dactyliophorus (ringed pipefish), 5820 nucleotides long. RefSeq names its product flavin-containing monooxygenase 5-like. The record is from RefSeq and is a predicted model, not a curated record. Gene Ontology annotation, molecular function: flavin adenine dinucleotide binding; NADP binding; N,N-dimethylaniline monooxygenase activity. The transcript is spliced from 11 exons. Bases 173 to 1840 code for a protein of 555 amino acids. NCBI's taxonomy places the organism in Eukaryota, Metazoa, Chordata, Actinopteri, Syngnathiformes, Syngnathidae.
GCCAUAAAAGUCCAUCAUGAGCCAUGACUUGUUGUGAUUGGAUCAAGUGUGUGUGGGAGAUGGGGUGGAGAUAAGGAACUUGAGGGACAUUUUUAAGAGGUCUCCUGUCAGACUUUGUGUGUUCCACUCGCCAGCAACACUCACUUCUGUUGUAAGACCAUAAAGCUCCACCAUGGUGCACAAAGUGGCAGUGAUUGGCGCCGGCCCGUCGGGUCUGAGUUCCAUCAAGACGUGUCUGGAUGAGGGCUUGCUGCCAACCUGCUUCGAGAGCAGCGAUGACCUUGGCGGACUUUGGAGAUUCAAGGAGGUAUCGGAGCCCAAUCGUGCCAGCAUCUACCGCUCCCUCACCAUCAACAUCUCCAAGGAGAUGAUGUGCUACAGCGACUUCCCCAUCCCGGCCGACUACCCCAACUACAUGCACCACUCGAAAAUCCUCAAUUACUUCCGUAUGUACGCGGAGCACUUUAAACUGCUGAAGCACAUCCACUUCCAGACCAUGGUGAAGUGCAUCAGACAGAGGCCAGAUUAUUCCCGCACGGGCCAAUGGGAAGUGGUGACGGAGAGGAGGGAUGGGAAGGAGGAGAUGCACGUCUUUGAUGCCGUCAUCUGCUGCUCAGGACAUUACACCUACCCCAACCUGCCCCUUCAGGACUUCCCAGGAAUUGAGACCUUCCAGGGACGAUACCUGCACAGCUGGGACUACAAGGGUCCAGAGGACAUGCCUGGCAAGCGAGUGGUGGUCAUCGGCAUCGGGAACUCGGGCAGUGACAUUGCGGUGGAGAGCAGCAAGUUUGCAGAGCAAGUGUACAUGAGCACACGCCGCGGCGCCUGGGUCAUCAGACAAGUGUCGGAUGACGGCAUGCCAGUGGACAUGAAGUACAACACUCGCUUCGUCCACAUCUUGUUCCAGCUCCUCCCCAUGAAGUUCCUCAACUGGCUAGGCGAGAAGAAACUCAACGCCAUGUAUGACCACACCAUGUAUGCUCUCAAACCCAGCCACAGGUUGUUCAGUCAGAUACCAGUGAUCAACGACGACCUGCCUUAUAAGAUUCUCUCUGGGUCAGUCAUCAUCAAGCCCAACGUCAAGGAAAUCCGUGGCUCCUCUGUGUUGUUUGACGACGGCAGCGUUGUUGAGAAGGUGGAUACCAUUGUGUUUUCCACGGGUUACAACUAUGACUUCCCGUACUUACCCAGCAGUGCUCUGUACAAGUCAGGGCACCGCGUCGGUCUGUACAAGCACGUCUUUCCUCCCACCCUGGAGCACCCCACCCUGGCCGUUGUAGGUUUCAUCCACGCCCUCGGGGCCAUCAUGGCGCAGGCCGAAAUGCAGGCACGUUGGGCCACGCAAGUCUUCAAAGGACAUAAGAAGCUGCCCUCAAACCAGGCCAUGGUCAAGGCUGUGGAGAAAGACACCAAGGACAUUGACCAAACUUACAUCGUGUCCAAGCUGACGCCGCUACAGGUGGACUUUGUGUCCUACAUGGACGACCUGGCCGGAGAGAUCGGAGUGCGACCCAACCUCCUGUGGCUCCUCAUCACCGACUACCCACUCUUCAAGAGGGUCCUGUGGGGGCCUGUCACCACCUACCAGUACCGCCUGACAGGGCCCGGCAAGUGGGAGGGCGCCCGGCAAGCCAUCUUCACGCAGUUUGACCGCAUGUUGAAGCCCCUGAAGACCAGGAAGGUGCCUGAACAGGAACAAAAUGGCUCCAUUUCGGGUCGCCUGUUCAAGCUGAGCCUCUCCCUCAUGGCCGGAGGAGCCGCAGUCUUCUACGUUCAUGUUCGAGACCCUUCUGUUUUUCCCAACCUGAUGGCCAAACUUAGGGUGACAAUAGUUUGAUUUCCAAAAACCAGACCCUCAGCCCGGAAAUGAGAUACUGAAAUGAUGCUCAAAGUCAUUUUGAUACUAAUGGAGAGGAGGCAUACUUUAAGCCAAAGACACCAAUUCAGAUACAUUUUAGAUCAUCAAACAAAUGUAAAUAUCAGUCAAUGACAACACGACUGAACACAAAAUGUAGUUUUUAAAUGAAACUUUUUAUUAUUAAGGGAGGAAAAAAAAUCCAAACCUACAUGGUCCUGUGUGAAAAAGUGAUUUCCCCUUAAACCUAAUAACUGGUUGGGCCACCCUUAGCAGCAACAACUGCAAUCUAGCGUUUGUGAUAACUUGCAAUGGAGUCAGGAAUUUGGCCCGCUCAUCUUUGCAGAAUUGUUGUAAUUCAGCCACAUUGGAGGGUUUUCCAGCAUGAACCGCCUUUUUAAGGUCAUGCCACAGCAUCUCAAUAGGAUUCAGGUCAGGACUUUGACUAGGCCACUCCAAAGUCUUCAUUUUGUUUAUUUUGAGGCAUUCAGAGGUGGACUUGCUGGUCUGUUUUGGAUCAUUGUCUUGCUGCAGAACCUAAGUUGGUUUCAGCUGGAAGUCACAAAAAGAUUGCCGGACAGACAAAAUUCAUGGUUCCAUUAAUCACAGCAAGUCUUCCAGGUCCUGAAGCAGCAAAAUAGUCCCAGACCACCACACUACCACCACCAUAUUUUACUAUUGAUAUGAUGUAUUUUCUGAAAUGCAGCGUUACUUUUACGCCAGAUGAAAUGGCACACACACCUUCCAAGAAGUUAAUGUGUUGUCUCGUUAGACCACAGAAUAUUUUCCCAAAUAUUUUUUUUUUGGCAAAAUUGAGAUGAGUCUUCAUGUUCUUUUUGUUCAGCUGUGGUUUUCGGCCCGGGACUCGGCCUUGCAGGCCGUUUUUGCCCAGUGUCUGUCUUAUGGUGGAACUGAUCUUAACUAAGGUAAGUGAGGUCUGCAGUUCUUUAGAUGCUGUUGUGGGGUCUUUUGUGACCUUUUGGAUGAGUCGUCACUGUGCUCUUGGGGUCAUUUUGUUUGUCUGGCCACUCCUGCAUGCUUUGGAUUUUUUUUUCCUCCCCUAAUAAUAAAAACUUUCACUUAAAAACUGCAUUUUGUGUUCAGUUGUGUUGUCAUUGACUAAUAUUUAAAUUUGUUUGAUGAUCUGAAACAUUUAAGUGUGACAAUCAAUUAAAAAUUGUAAAAAAUAAGCAAUCAGGAGGGUGGCAAACACUUUUUGACGCCAAUGUAGGCUUCUCAGAGGGUUUAUUAUGCCUAAAAUAAUAUCUCUUUGAUAAGUUUCACUGGUGCAAACAUCAUUUUAAAAUCUCUGGAAUGAAAUAAUGCUAGAAAUGUGUUUUUCGUAUUAAAAAAGUGCUUAUAAGAAGAUAAUACGUCUUUUUCCUGGACAAAUAAGUACAAAAAAUUGGGGCUGUCAAAAAUAGCACAUUAAGGGCGGUAACUAAUUUAUUUAAAUUAUAUUAAUUUUUUUUUUAUAAUUAAAGCAUGUGCACAAUGUCAUGCCACCCCUCUCUGUUAUGACGACAGAUGAGGGCACAAUACCGGUCUUAUAGAACUUUAUUCUGACCUGAACACAUCAACAGCAAUACAAUUCUAACGCCAUAUAUGUGUCUUCAAGUCACAAACACGUCUCUAGUCGUCCUCUGUACGACACUUCUUCAUUGUCACUAUGACAACAAGGUGCAUUCAGGGACACUCCGAACAUCAUAACAACAUCUUUAUUUUAUAUGUAUAGUAUGUUUAGUCUAAAUGAAAGCCAAACUCUAAAUGAAAGAGAGAAAAACAGUAAUGGGAUAUUAUCACACACUAGCGUAACUGCGGAAGUACAGUUUGCAUUUAAGUAUGCCCGGAUAUCCCAGAAAUCGCAAUAUCACGGUUCGAGUAUCGAUCCCUCGCUAUAUCACGUUUUUUUUCAGAAAUUAAUGAAUUAACAAAAGAUUGCUGUUUUGUGUUUGACUAUGGUAUAUUUUUAGUCAAAACAAUGCAAGUGAUAUGUAGUAUUCUGGUCACUAGGCGGCAGUAAUGGCACAAAAUAGAGACGUUAUCUUAUAUUUCCUUAACACUGCAUGAGUUCAUGAAGUCAGCCAUGGCAUGUCCAUGAUAGAGUGAAAGUUUUUGGCUUCUUAAGUUAAGAACAAAUCAAUUUUAGGCUAACUGGUUAGCUCACUCGCUCGCUGCCAGCUUGUUAGUGCCCUAGCUUGCUAGCUACCUGCCGUCUGGAGUCCUUGCAGCACAACAGUUGAGCAAUGUGUUGUAAACAAAGAAUAAUAGGAGUGUAGAGGUGACUAUAUGGGUGUUAUUUCAUGGCUACAGGGCUCUAAUAAUGUUAAAAACGGUAUUUAGAAAGUCAUAAACAAUUUUUCUAUGCUCUAGGUAUGAAAAUAUUCCAUUUAUUAAUAUUAAAUCCUAUAUCACAAAAAUUCAUUUAUCGCCGUCGGGUCUGGAACCUUUUAACCGCUAUAAACAAGGAGCAACUGUACACUCAAAACAGUGCAUUCAACAUCAAAAAUGAUGUGGUGUCUUUGAACGAAACCCUCAUGACCCAUAAUAACACGGUUAAAGUGUGAUUCAAAAGUUCUGCUACUAGUGAAGAGACUGGUGUUUAUUUUAAAAUGUGUGCUAUCUAUUAGCAUGAUUAAAAUGUUCAGUUUAUUUGAAGCUGUUAUAUAUUGUUAUAUAAUGUCAUUUCUCUUUUGUUCAUAAAAUACAGUAAAAAAAAAAGGGCAUAUUUCACACAUAGUUGCAAAUGGUGAUUAAUCAUGAUUAAUUAAUUAUUGAUCAUGAUUAACAUUUUUCAGCCCUACGUAAAAUGAAAUAAAUUUAAAGGGAUAGUUCGGAUUUUUUGACAUGAAGUUGUAUGACAUCCUCAUCAGCAGUGUAGCGUAUCAACAGCGACUCACCCCCCACUUGGUCUCCUAAGUCCAGUUCUGGUUGGAUUUUGGCGAUGAAGAACAUAGUUCCAGGUAGUUGCUGGGGUUUCACAAGUAAGGAGUUUGGCUUCUCAAAAAAUAUUCGUUCAAAAGUGUAAUACAUGUCAGACUCAGGGAGCCGUGUUACUUGGAUCCCGAAAUGCAGACACAGGGGUUAGUCCAAAAGUUCAAAAUAUAUUUAAUGAACAACAGAGGAGGCACAAAACAGGAACUCAGGGCGACGGUGCAAAAAAACUAAGGAGGGCACCGUGGGCAGAAAACAAGAACAGCUAUGAACUAAAGAGUGCUGGAGUGCCACUUGAGCUGGACGGAGGUCUGGUGCAGCAGGUGGACUUAGCUGGUUGGAGUAGCGUGAAGAACUGCAACAGGAGAAUACAGGUAAGCAGGAGAAGUGCACAUGGUUUGGAAGCACCAACAUGGAGAAUAAUCCAGCACUGGCUGGCUGCAGGUGAGGAGACUAAAAAGGUAGCUGAUUGAACACAGCUGCAGGGAUCCGGCAGCUCCGCCCAGCUCAGGAGGUGUCACCGUCUGAGCAAGUAAGCAGAGGAGAGGUCAGCAAUAACAUACAACAUAAUGGAAAACAGCACAAAACUAAAACAGGCGACAAGUGUCACCGUAGCGCGUGACAAUACAUUUGCAUUACAAAAAUGCCUACUCAAAAAAAACAGACCACAGUAGGUUUGAGUAGGCGUUUUUGUGAUGCGAAUGUAUUACUCUUUUGACUGCAUAUUGUUUUGAGAAGCCAAACUCCUUAUUUGUGAAACCCCAGCUACUACUUGGACCUACAUUCUUCAUCACCAAACUCCGACCCGUACUGGACUAAGGGGGCCAAGUGGGGUGUGAGUCGCUGUUGACGGACUACACUGCUGAUGAGGAUGUCAUACAACUUCAUGUCAAAAAAUCCAAACUAUCCCUUUAACUAUAUUAGUUAAUUAAGUUAAUUAACACCAUUCUAAUGGCCAUACAUUUUAUGACCGAAUGAAAAACAAUGAAAACCAUAAAAUUUAAUCAAUUUUUUUAAAAAAAGAAAAA